Aspergillus campestris IBT 28561 is the source of this 1390-nucleotide messenger RNA. RefSeq names its product E3 ubiquitin-protein ligase MARCH. Gene Ontology annotation, molecular function: zinc ion binding. The transcript is spliced from 2 exons. Lineage: Eukaryota; Fungi; Ascomycota; Eurotiomycetes; Eurotiales; Aspergillaceae. The record is from RefSeq and is a predicted model, not a curated record. The coding region runs from base 127 to 1065 and encodes 312 amino acids.
ACAAUCUCCCACUACCGAUCUGUCUGUAUCUUUGAUUGACAAUCCACAGGCUAUCCUAUACUGCAUAGGACUAGGUUACGGGAAACCUAGUUGGUAUUAUGAUUUCAAUACAAACUACCGCAAAGAAUGGACGCGCUCAAUGAGCCAACCUGGCAGGGCUUCCCAGCUAGUCAGGAGGCAGAGUCCCCAGACACUCACAAUCGCAGCGACGCGUCCGAGUCUUCUGGGGAGCCCGCGCAGGAGACUCCCAAAAAGCAUUAUCCCCCUCGGGUCUGCCGGAUCUGUCUUGAGACGGUCCUCCCUACCCUCCUGCCUCCGUCCGAACACAUCCCGGACUUCCUCCAGUCCGGCCCGCGAGUCGUCUACGAGUCGUCGGACCCGGAUUCCGGCCGGUUGGUGAGCCCGUGCAAGUGCAAGGGAUCCUCGCGUUAUGUCCACGAAGGAUGCCUGCAGGCCUGGCGCCAUGCGGACCCGGAUUACAGCAAGAGGAAUUUCUGGCAGUGUCCGACGUGCGGGUUCCAAUACCGGCUGGAGCGGCUCACCUGGGCGCGCUGGAUCAGUAGUACCUUUACGCAGUUGGGCUUGACGGUGGCCAUUCUAAUGUUGACUGUGUUUUUGCUUGGUUUUGUUGCUGACCCGAUCAUCAAUCUCUACGUGGAUCCGAUGGAGACCCUGUAUAACUCGGAUUUCUGGGAGCCCAGUGUGCCCGACUCGCUGGCCCCGGAGACGGGAUCCUCCUGGUUGGAGCACUUUUUCAAAGGCCUGGCGUCGUUGGGGGUGCUGUCGGUCGUCAAGGCCAUCUUCGCCCUGUCUCCAUGGCAAUGGUGGUACACGCGGUCGUCGGUCCUGCUCAACGGCGGUCGGAACACCGGGCGGAAUCGUACCGCGUCCAUCAGUUGGGUGGUCAUCUUUUUCGGGGUGAUGACCUUUCUCUGGGCGGUGUACAAAGGUGUCCGCAGCUGGUGCCGACGUACGUUGGAGAAAGCGGGCGAACGCGUCAUGGACGUACCGUUGCCUGAUGAUGAGGAGGAAGAAGCCUCCGCGGAACGUAGGAAAGACCAAUAGCCGGGAGUAUGGUGGUCUGCGACCCAGCUGUUCUGUACCUUUACUCCUAUCGCACUACUUUAAGUUGUCACGAUCCUAUCCCAUGACGUGCUGAUUAGUCACUGUGCGAAGAACGAGUUUGACCCUCAAAACUCCUCGAUGUCGUCUGAGAAGGAGCCUGGUUGGAGCAGAGCGUUUUGUUCUCUCCUGCCGACUCCUUUAUCCCCAGGCGCGUCGAGGGGGAGGGUCGUACCGCAAUCCUCACUAAAUUUGGCGCUACGAUGUCGGCGUUUGUAUUGAGCUGUGGUACAUUGUAAAUAUCAUACUUAAUAAACGAUUCUCCUCG